Molecule: messenger RNA, 1512 nt
Organism: Canariomyces notabilis
Lineage: Eukaryota; Fungi; Ascomycota; Sordariomycetes; Sordariales; Chaetomiaceae
Product: DUF125-domain-containing protein
Exons: 2
Coding region: 417-1319 (300 amino acids)
Biological process (GO): intracellular manganese ion homeostasis
Cellular component (GO): fungal-type vacuole membrane
Molecular function (GO): iron ion transmembrane transporter activity; manganese ion transmembrane transporter activity
Source: RefSeq, a predicted model, not a curated record
GAAACUUCUUCAAAGCAUCUCUCCCUUCAAUGGUGAAAGCAGUAGGAAGAUUGACAUGGUGAAUGGAACGGGAAUGAGUCAGCUAGAACCCUAACCCUGGUUGAGUCUGCACAUCAACUCACGUCGAAACCGAAAGAAACGACACAUUCGACAUGAGACAUAGACAUCGACAUCGACAUCGAACCACCCGCCGGCGACAUGAUGGCUGUCGACGACUCAGCGCCGAGCCAUCACGACUAAUCGAAGCCCGCAAGAAAACAGGAACAAAAAGAAUUUUCUUACCCGCGACCUUUUCUUCUCAAUUACAAUGAGCUUUGAGCUUUUUGCUGGCGAGCAACUUACCAUCUCGCUUCACCAGCUCCUCACUCGUUGCUGCUACUAGUAUUCAAGCCUCAGCCAACCAAACCACCAUCACAAUGUCCGACGGAUCUGACGAAACUCCCUUGCUAAGCCGUGGGCUGGACUCUCCGCCGUCGUCGGCGAUGACUCGGACGUACCGCAGCACCGACUCCAGCGACUCGGAGCGCCAGCGCCAGCGCCAGCUGGAAUCGCCUACGCGCCUCCGCCCCAAGGUCGCCAACCGCAUGUCGUCUAGCAUCCCCGCCCCUUACAACCCUCACGUCGAGAAGCACAUGGGCCAGUACGACUCGAUCAUGCGCGACAUAAUCAUUGGUUUCUCGGACGGCCUCACAGUCCCCUUCGCUCUGACGGCGGGCCUGUCCUCGCUCGGCAACACCAAGCUUGUCAUUAUUGGCGGCCUGGCCGAGCUCUGCAGCGGCAUGAUCAGCAUGGGUCUUGGUGCGUAUUUGGCUGCUGAUACUGAGCGCCAGCAUUGGGAAGCCGAGUUCGCCCGCGAGAACCACGAGGUCUCCACGGUCCCUGAAAUGGAGCGCUCCGAAAUCUACGACAUCCUGGCCGAGUACGGCGUCAGCAAGGCCGCCGCCGAGCCCUUUGUCAACGAGCUGACGGCCAACAGGGCCCAGUGGGUGCGCUUCAUGAUGGACUUUGAGCUGCGUCUGCCCGAGCCCGACGUCGGACGCGCCUGGAUCUCGGCCGCCGUCAUGGGCGCCAGCUAUUUUGUUGGCGGGCUCAUUCCGAUGUUGCCCUAUUUCUUCCUGAACCGGGCUGACCAGGCCCUGCUGGUUUCGGUUGCGAUUACGGUUGUUAUCCUGAUUGUCUUUGGAUUCCUCAAGAACUGGGUUGCUAUUCGCACUAGGAAGGCGGGCUUUUGGGGUGCAAUGCAGACCUUGAUUGUUGGUGCCCUGGCUGCGGGAACGAGUUACGCGAUUGUGCGUGUGCUGGAUUCUACUGGCAAUUGAUCGCAUGAUGUGGGCUGGGGAGGCAAUGGUAUCGGUGUUGCAAGGUGGGAAUAAGUCAAUGGGAUGGUUUGUGGGAUGGGGCAAAUCAUGUAUUGCAGUGACGGUCUACUCUUCGCAGUUGUAUUGGGAGGUCAGAAUACCUAGUUACCGGGCGGAUGUUUACGGCCCAUCCCUGCAAUUGACCCAAAGAUGA